This is a messenger RNA of Dicentrarchus labrax (European seabass), 1626 nucleotides long. RefSeq lists its product as uncharacterized. The record is from RefSeq and is a predicted model, not a curated record. Gene Ontology annotation, cellular component: autophagosome membrane. Gene Ontology annotation, biological process: autophagosome assembly; negative stranded viral RNA replication. Bases 186 to 932 code for a protein of 248 amino acids. NCBI's taxonomy places the organism in Eukaryota, Metazoa, Chordata, Actinopteri, Moronidae. The transcript has 7 exons.
UGACUGCAGGGAGGAGGAGCUGUGAAACUUUGCUGCAGGCAGUUAGUUUCUGUGCUGAUGGAGGUUACGUUUUAACAAUUGAAUUCGUCGUCGAGCACGUUAAAACCGAGUGGGAACAGGAAACGGAUCCAACCCGCUGCAGGACAUUUAGUGUACCGACUAAUCUUUGUUUAUUGUUUAUUACAAUGGGGAGCUGGAAGAAUCACGUGCGCGCUCGACUGCAACACAGGGACCAAACUGAGAAACUGCCCUAUGUCGGGGUCUUCACUAGCUUGUCUCAGCUGGAGGAACGGUUUGAAAUUCGCAAACAAAUAUUGGAUGAUGUUCAGUCAAAGAGUGGAGAUGAAGUCGGGAAAAACACCAAACUCCUUCAACUCCAACUGAGAGAGAGUGAACACCUGGCUGAAAAGCUGUCUCAGACCGUCUCUGACCUGACCACCGUCCUGUAUCUGAAAGAGGCUGAACUGCAGUACUGGCAGUCACGUGUGUCCCACUUCCGUCAAGAGGCACUUACUCUGGCUAAAGGGAGUAACACCCUGAAGGCGACCCUUUCAGAAUUCGAGUUUACCAUAGAGUGUCAAUCCAAAGAGCUGGCAGCCGUGCGUGCGGAGCAGAAAGAACUUAAGGAAGCGUUGGGACAGGCUUGGAGAGAGAAAGAGGAACUCUUGCAACGAUGGAUGGAGGAGAAGAGGGAGGAGGCGGACAGGUUGAAUAAGUACAACGACACGCAGGAAAGGUGGCAACGUUUGGCCAAACAGCUGAAGAAGCAACUUCAUAGGGAAGUGGGAAAAGAGCAAGUUCCCAUAGUGACGAGUUCUUGGAGUGGCCCACCAGAAAUGUCUCCAUCGGUCAUUCAGAGGAUUAAUAAUACAACAGAGAUGCACCAGGGGCACACAGACCACAACCAUGUUUCAGCUGUUGAAGAAGUCUAAUAUUCCCAAGAGAUCCUCAGCACAAGCAUUUACCUCUCUGUCAAUUUCUCCUGUGCUUGUAGUUGGAAGAAUUGAUUGCACAUAUGUGACGCCAGGAUUGUGGAACAACCCUUUGCAACUAGAAGUGUUAUGAUGAGAUGGUUUCUUAUCUGUAUCUGUACCUGCAUGUAAAUGUACCUAAAAGUUGAUUUAAAGAUCAGUUUCAUUUAGAGUUUGUUAGUGUAACUAAACUCAACCCUAGUAAUUUCAAUUACACUCCAGCUCCACAUCUGGAGGUACAAAUUUACAUUCCUCGCUAAAUAAUUUUUACAAUCCCUCCAGUUGUACCAUUUGAGGUGAAAAAACCUCUGUUCAUGUAGUGUGUGUCAUUUAAAUUGCAGGAGCUGGUGUUGUUGUACUGUCAGGGCUUGGUAUUAGUGAGUAUGUGCCUAUUUCAGCUUUUAACUUUAUCUUUAUUUGAAAAGAAAAUUAUGUGUUUUACUAUCUAGGUCAAAAAGUUUAUUUGAAAAUAAUUUCAUAACCUGGGACCUUUUUUUUAAGGCUUACUUUGUAGCACAAUUUGAAAUUACUUUUGAAAAAUUAACCUUUCUUAUUCAAAUGGAAAGCCAAACUCAUCCCAGAUUAAUAUGUUAUUUUAAAGAAAUGUGAAUUGUUGUUUUUCUAUAUGUAAAAAAAUAAAGUCUGCUAUAAUUUA